AUGAAUAUUGCCGAUCAGGAGGUGCCUGCCGCGACGACGGAAUUGACGGGCUUGCCCGGAAACGGAUUCGGCAGACUGCCCGAGCCGCUUCAGACGGUGGCCAGCGAAUAUUGCCCCGGCAACUACCCAGUGUCUCAAACGGCGAGCAAUGAAAAGCUGCACACGGGGAGCGAGUUGUACAUGCCGCAGGGAUACAGGCAAGAACCCUGGCUGCAAGAUGGUAGCAGCUCCGAAACCGAGGACAGCGAGCAAUACGUGCCCGAGUUCCACCAGAUGUCGAGUGCGAGCGUGAAGCAAGAAUCGAGCAAUUGCACGAGAAACGACGACAGUGGCAAUUAUCAUCCCCAGUAUCAGUCCACCUCGGUGUCAGUCGCGCACGGUCAAAACAGUGAUUUCCUUGAAAUCAACUCGGACCGUUGCUUCGGAACUCGAAAGAUAAACGGGCCGGCCAGUAAGAGCACGAAGGACGUCGCCGUGAAGGAAGAACCGACGGACCGAAGCUACGUGGAGCCACUUCCCAUAACGAACAUAUCAUCCGCAACGUCUCAGGAGAACGCGAGCAGCUUAAUUUAUCCGCAACGCCAACAGCAGCAACAGUAUGGGAACGUGACAAGGGAUCACAGAGGAUCGUCGCCGCCGUCCAGUCGUCCGGCCAGCGCCUCUUCCUCGACCUCUCAAUGGCAGUCGACCUUCUCUGUCUCCUCCGAGACGUUUCUGCCGCGACAGGAGAACUGGAAUUCCGAGGCUUACGCGAAGAGAAGCGGCACGCCGACCUGGACGGAACUCGGCACGCAGCUGGAUCCCAGGAGCUCGUCCUGGGAUCGGCAGAACGGCUGUUACCAGAAGAAGGGCUCGCCCGUCUCGACCUGGAACCCGGACCACAUCAACAAGAGGCCGUCGUCGGCGACCGGCGUGUCCGCAUGGAGCGACGUCGCCGUCGGUUAUCAGCAGCAACGACGUGGCUCCCUGCAAUUGUGGCAGUUCCUCGUAGCUCUGCUCGACGACCCCGCGAAUGCGCCUUGCAUCGCGUGGACCGGACGUGGGAUGGAGUUCAAGCUAAUCGAACCGGAGGAGGUGGCACGAAGAUGGGGCGUCCAGAAAAACAGGCCGGCCAUGAAUUACGACAAGCUGAGCCGUUCGUUGAGAUACUACUACGAGAAGGGCAUAAUGCAGAAGGUCGCCGGCGAGCGAUACGUGUAUAAGUUCGUCUGCGAUCCGGAAGCGCUCUUCAAUAUGGCGUACGGUACCGGCGCGUCUUCGGGGAUUAGCGGAGAAGUUUCAAGUAGUAUGGUGCGGAGCCAUGCGGUGCCCGGGAAAGGAGCGGGCGGGAACGAAGUUCCAGAUUUGAUGAAGCAUCCCGCCGCGGGGUAUAGCGACGCGGUUUUCGCUAUGUACUCGAAUACCGCCGCAGUGUACGGGCCUUCCAGUCUCCAUCAUUUGCAUCAGUACCUCGGCGGUAACGACGGCUUCAAAACGCCGUCGAGCAGAUAUCACCCCCAUUACCCCCAUCAGUACGGCAGCAAUCACCAUCACCACCAUCAUCAUCCGGCGCCGAGUUACACCGAGACCUUCCUGAACUACAGUCGAUUGUCGUCGCACGAAGCCCCGUUCGAUUCGAAGGCGCAGGAACCGCCACCGAGGGACUCGUAUACCCAGGAAGCGGAGAGCACCAGCAGGGAUCGGGAGCCCGCGUCGAUACCCUACGACAGCGUGCAGAGAUCGCAAUUACCAGCCCCGGCCCUGCCGUCGCAAUCCUCGAUAUUGGACGGCGCGGCGAGCUCGAAGCUCGAGCAGGCACCGUACACGUGUUUAGGCGUCGGAAGCUGCGUCUGUUAA
Wasmannia auropunctata (little fire ant) is the source of this 1836-nucleotide messenger RNA. It is a transcript of the gene Ets96B, whose product is annotated as ETS translocation variant 1. Gene Ontology annotation, cellular component: nucleus. The transcript is spliced from 9 exons. Gene Ontology annotation, biological process: regulation of transcription by RNA polymerase II; cell differentiation. The coding region runs from base 1 to 1836 and encodes 611 amino acids. NCBI's taxonomy places the organism in Eukaryota, Metazoa, Arthropoda, Insecta, Hymenoptera, Formicidae. The record is from RefSeq and is a predicted model, not a curated record. Gene Ontology annotation, molecular function: DNA-binding transcription factor activity, RNA polymerase II-specific; sequence-specific DNA binding.